Messenger RNA from Brettanomyces bruxellensis, 1167 nucleotides. RefSeq lists its product as uncharacterized. Gene Ontology annotation, biological process: ribosomal large subunit biogenesis. The transcript has a single exon. Gene Ontology annotation, molecular function: nucleic acid binding; zinc ion binding. NCBI's taxonomy places the organism in Eukaryota, Fungi, Ascomycota, Pichiomycetes, Pichiales, Pichiaceae. The record is from RefSeq and is a predicted model, not a curated record. Bases 1 to 1167 code for a protein of 388 amino acids. Gene Ontology annotation, cellular component: preribosome, large subunit precursor.
AUGAGUUCUUACAAGUUCACUUGCAACAGUUGUUCCCUUGCGUUUCCAACUGGAAAUGAUCAAAGGCAACAUAUGAAGACGGAAUGGCAUAGAUACAAUUUGAAAAGAAGGGUGGCACAACUUCCACCUAUAUCUGAAGAUUUAUUCAACAGUAAGGUUGCAGGUUUGGGUGAUGCGAUUUCUGAAGAUGAGGACGAGGAAAGAAAUUUAAGCAAAAAGGAAAAAAGAAGAAGGGCAAAAGAAGCACUACUUGAGAAGAAGAACAAACUUCUUGCUUUAGCUAGAGAUAGAAUAGCUGGAAGGGGUGGACUUGCCAGAAUUGACAGCGAUGGUAAACUUGUUGUGGAAAGAAAGUCGGUUGCAAACGAGGAGACAAAACUCAAACAAGGAAUCGAAAAGGAAGAAGAGAAAAUUUACGGAAAGGAUAUUCAUUUGACUGAGGAGCAAUUAGAAGACAAGUUAUUUGAAGAAAAAGUUAAGAGUAAAGUGGACAUACCUUCAGACACAUGCAUUUUUUGUAACUUAAAAUCCAAGGAUUUAAACUCAAAUGCAACUCAUAUGUUUAAGAAGCAUGGACUUUACAUUCCGGAGGAGAAAUAUCUUAUCGAUAAACUAGGGUUAAUAGAGUAUCUUGGCGAAAAAGUUGGAUUUGGUAAUGUGUGUCUUUAUUGUGCAUAUCAGGGGAAGAAUCUUGAAAGUGUGAGACAACAUAUGAUCGCUAAGGGACAUUGUAAGAUACCGUAUGAUACUGAGGAUGAAAAGCUUGAAAUAUCCAAGUUUUACGACUUUUCCACAAGUUAUGCAAAUGAUACAAGAUCGGAUGAAAAUGUGGAAGCCGAUGAUAAUGGACAGAACUCAGAGAAUGACGAGGACGUAGUUUAUGCCAGUGAGAUUGGGUUACAUUUACCUAAUGGCCUUGUCGCAGGAAAUAGGUCAAUGUCCAGAAUUUGGAGGCAGAAUAUACCUCCCGAGAGAUUUCUUGAUGAAGGUCAAGGUACCGUAAUGGCUGCAGAGACCAGAAAUCUUGCAGCUCAAUAUGGUAGGGCUGCUUAUAAACAAUCCAAGAGAAGUUGGAGGAGUGAGAAGAAAGCGCAAGACAUGAAUGAAAGAAGAAAGGCCAAGUUUAUCAACGUGAAGCCUCACUUCCGUGAUGAGUUAUUGCAGUGA